ACAAAAUAUUGGACCUAAUGGAAAAUAUCUUGAUGUUCAUUUCGAACACAGAUUUGUAGACGGUACUUCAAACCCGUACCUAGUCUUUUCGGCCCUUAUUGCUUCAGGAGUUGAUGGAAUUAAGAAAGGAAUGCAGCUUACUACUCAUCCUAUUCUCGAUAAUCCUGCUUCUUUAAACAAUGAAGAACAUAUAAAACAAGGUGUUACUGAUAGAAUGCCAGAUAGUUUAUCGGAUGCAUUGAAAGUCUUGAGGGAGGAUAAAAUACUCAUCGACGCUUUAG
Molecule: messenger RNA, 281 nt
Organism: Racocetra fulgida
Lineage: Eukaryota; Fungi; Glomeromycota; Glomeromycetes; Diversisporales; Gigasporaceae
Source: the annotation of a GenBank genome assembly